This is a messenger RNA of Prunus armeniaca (apricot), 3885 nucleotides long. The record is from the annotation of a GenBank genome assembly. NCBI's taxonomy places the organism in Eukaryota, Viridiplantae, Streptophyta, Magnoliopsida, Rosales, Rosaceae.
AUGUUCUUCAAAUCCUUAUUCAGGUUUAUGGGGAGUUGGGUUACUCCCCCAUUGCCAACUGAUUUUCGGGUGGAAACUCAACUUCCUUCAAAUCUGUCCCCUAUGACAACUCAACCAGACUCUUCUUCUCCUUCUUCUUCUUCUUCUUCUUCUUCUUCUUUUCCAUAUGAUGUCUUUCUGAGUUUUAGAGGAGCGGAUACACGCACCAAUUUUACAGAUCAUUUGCGCAAUGCUCUGGUUGGUAAAGGGAUCCACACCUUCAUUGAUGAUGAUGAGCUUCGGAGAGGAGAAGAAAUAUCGCCAGCCCUUGUCAAAGCAAUUGAAGAAUCAAGAAUUUCUGUCAUUGUAUUCUCGGAAAACUAUGCAUCUUCAAGGUGGUGCUUGGAUGAACUUGUCAAGAUCCUUCAAUGUAAACAAUCAAAGCAACAAGUAGUUAUGCCCAUUUUUUACAAGGUGGAUCCGUCGGAUGUACGAAAGCAAACAAAUAGUUUUGGAGAUGCAUUUAAAGGCCUUAUUCAAAGCAAAUUCAAGGAUGACAAGAAAAUUCAAGGAUGGAGGAAAGCUCUUACGGAAGCAGCAAAUUUGUCUGGAUGGCAUUUCGAGGAGGGAGCGUAUGAAGCUACAUUUAUCAACAACAUCGUUGAUGGAAUCUUCAGCAAAUUACCUCCCACAUAUUUGUAUGUGGCCAAGUACCCAGUUGGAGUUCAGUCUCAUGUACAAGAUGUGGAAAUGCUUUUGGAUGUUGGUGGGAAUGGUCGUCGCAUGGUUGGGAUAUGGGGGACAUCUGGAAUAGGCAAGACAACAAUUGCAAAAGCUAUUUUUAAUGCAGUUUCUCAUAAGUUUGGAGGUAGUUGUUUCUUGGAAAAUGUUAGAGAAGGAAGCUUAGUCCAGCUACAGAAGACUCUUCUUCAAGAGAUUCUUGGUGGUAAAAAGUUGGAAAUUGCUAGUGCUGAUAAAGGUAUCUUUAUUAUCCAUAAACUAUUGAGGCAUAAAAAGAUUCUAUUAAUUCUUGACGAUGUGGACCAAUUGGAGCAGUUAGAAAAAUUGGCUGGAGAUGAUUGGUUUGGUGAGGGUAGUAGAGUAAUCAUUACUACAAAAAAUAGGAGAUUGCUAAACAAUCGUGAAAUUGAGUUGAUAUACGAGGUGAAGAAGUUAGACUACAACCAAGCUCUUGAGCUCUUCAGUUGGCAUGCAUUCCGAAGAAGUGAACCUCGACAAGAUUAUUUGGGACUCGCACGACGUGCAAUAGCUUUUGCUGAUGGCCUUCCACUAGCUCUAACAAUUUUAGGUUCUCAUCUUUGUGGUAUAGAUAUACCACAUUGGCAAGUUAUAUUAGAUAGUUACGAAGGAGAACCUUAUACACAUAUUGAAAGAAUACUUCAAAAAAGUUAUAAUGCCUUGGAAGAUCCCGCAAAAGCAUAUUUUCUCGACAUUGCAUGUUUCUUCAAGGGUGAAUAUAAGAACUAUGUGCAACAAAUAGUACCCCAAAAAUACAUUGAAGAAUUUGUUGAUAAGGCAUUGAUAACUAUUGAAUGUAACAAGAUUUUAAUGCACGACUUGCUAGCAAACCUGGGCAAGGAUAUAGUUCACAAAGAAUCCCCCUAUGAUCCUGGCCAGCGUAGUAGAUUGUGGUUUUAUGAGGAUGUCAUACAAGUUCUAAUGGGAACUACUGGAACAAGAAAUAUUAAAGGCAUCAUUGUGAAGCUUCCAAAACCAGCAGAGAUAACCUUGAAUCCAGAAUGCUUCCAUAAUAUGGUGAAUCUUCAAAUUUUCAUAAACCAUAAUGCAUCUCUAUGUGGGGACAUUAACGACCUGCCCAACGCGUUAAGAUUGAUUGAUUGGGAUAGAUGUCAGUUACAAUCUUUGCCACCCAAUUUUCAAGGAAAACGUCUUGUUGAGUUCAAUAUCCCUCGCAGUCAUAUCAGACAAUUGGAUGGAUUUAAGCAUUUGCCAAACCUGACAUCUAUGGAUUUGAGGGGUUGUCAAUUCUUAGAAAAAAUCCCAGACCUAUCCGGAAUCCCAAACAUAGAGUACUUGAAUCUACGCGAGUGCACACGUUUGGUUGAGGUCGAUGGUUCUAUUGGACUCCUUGAUAAACUUGUUGUAUUGAAUCUUAGUAGAUGCGUUAAGCUUACGAGGUUUGCAACAAGACUUAGAUUGAAAUCUCUUUUAGCACUUAAUCUUAGUGAUUGCAAAAGGCUUGAGAGUUUCCCAGAAAUAGAGGAGAAGAUGGAAUCACUAUAUACUUUGAUCAUAUCAGGAAGUGGUAUAAGAGAAUUGCCUGCAUCAAUUACAUCUCUUACUGGGCUUCAAGUAUUAGAACUUCGUGGAUGCUUCAAUCUUACAAGGUUUGCAACAAGACUUAGAUUGAAAUCUCUUUUAGCACUUGAUCUUAGUGAUUGCAAAAGGCUUGAGAGUUUCCCAGAAAUAGAGGUGAAGAUGGAAUCACUAUGGAGUUUGGACAUAUCAGGAAGUGGCAUAAGAGAAUUGCCUUCAUCAAUUGCAUAUCUUACUGGGCUUUCUCACUUUAGAGCUGAUUAUUGUGAGAACCUUACCUAUCAAAAAGUGAACUCUCAAGUUUCAUCCAGCAACUCCGAAUUACCGCUGCUUCCCAACCUAUCAAAAAGUGAUUUCCUCCUGCCCCUUGAUUGCUGGUCCACAUUAACAGAUCUUAAUCUAUCGGGAAACGAUUUUGUCAUUCUUCCGAGAUGGUUUAGCAAAUUGGUCAACUUGCAGCAUCUUGACUUGCGUGAUUGCAAGAGUCUUCUGGAAAUUCCAGAACAAGUGUUUCCACCAGGAGUAGGAUCCGUAUCGCUGGAUAACUGCACAUCAUUGGAAAAAAUUCCAAAAAUGUCUUGGGUAUUGUUGGAUAACUGCACAUCAUUGGAGAAAAUUCCAGAAUUCUCGCCGGUGCAUAACAAUAUGGAUCUGGAUUUGAACAAUUGUGUUAGACUACGCAGCUACGACAUCACAGAAAAUAUUUUUCUGAAUCAGGUUUCUGUUUCCCAUCCGCAUUCUGAAUUCAGCAUCAAUCUUUCAGGCGGUGAAGUUCCAAAGUGGUUCAGCUGUCGUAAAGAUGCAACAAUAGUUAGACAAUAUUUGAGUUCAGGUAUUGGAACAAAGAGAUACGAAUACGAUGCUGGAUGUGCAGUUAGUUUUGAAAUUCCUCCAAAUUUAAAAUGGGAGACGUUAAGAUUGGUUCUAUUUCUGUAUGUUGUUACUGGUUGUUCUGUUUAUAUUCUUCUCGAUGGAAAACUCGUCAAUGAGUUAUCUUUUGGAUUUAUGGGUCAUGUGCACCUCAGGUCUAUUCCAUUAUUGAAUUUGAAUAGGUACGAGUACGAGUUUGAAGAACCACUGACGAAGCAGGGUAAUACGUGUCAAGUUAUAUUUGACUUCUUUGUCGAAGUGCCCACACCCGUUAAAAUUCCCUGCGGGGUCCACCUAUUAGGCCACCAGGUUGCUAAUGUCAUUGAGACUGUUGUUGUUGAUCAUGAUCAACACCAAGACUGCGAAUUGCUUUCCUUGUCUUUAGCAUCAAAGACUAGUCUUGGCAAGAGGCCUCGCCAAUCAGAUUACAUGGCACUUGACGAUGAUCAUCGUGCUAACGUCGUCGACAUUGGUGAUCAUGAAGCUCAAGGGCUUACCUUGUUUACAGGACCAGCGGAUCACCAAAAGAGGAGGCACAUUUAUCCUAAAGUGGAGCCAAAGGGAGCAAUGGAAAAAAGAUUACAACUCGAAGGAAAGGAGAAGCAGAGACAGAGAGUCUUGGCCAUCUUGAACAAUGCAUACUAUACAAGCAUCUCUGGGGCAAUGAAGUUCCAAAGUGGUUUAUGUGAGCCCCAGGUUCAGAUGUCAAAACGAACCAAAUUUCCGGCAAUGAUCUAG